Panicum virgatum (switchgrass) is the source of this 3160-nucleotide messenger RNA. Its product is annotated as spastin-like. Bases 263 to 2806 code for a protein of 847 amino acids. The transcript is spliced from 15 exons. The record is from RefSeq and is a predicted model, not a curated record. Gene Ontology annotation, molecular function: ATP binding; ATP hydrolysis activity. Lineage: Eukaryota; Viridiplantae; Streptophyta; Magnoliopsida; Poales; Poaceae. Gene Ontology annotation, cellular component: mitochondrial outer membrane.
AUCACCAUCGCCGAGAGAGGCCGAGAAGCCAGCCUUAGCUGCUGGCAACGCAACGAGCAGAGCGGAGCAUCCCCGGCCCCCGCCACUCGCGGUUCCCCCUCCGUCUCGCCUCGCCGACGCCGCACCACCCGUUUCCUUCCCAACCCAGGCGCGCCACCCUGCUGCUCUGCUUGCUUCAUUUCUUUCCUCCCACCACCGCCUGUCCGCCUCCCUCGCUUGAUUAAUUCUAGCCUGCAGCCCGGACCGCCGGAGCCAGCCAGCCAUGGAGGGGAAGAGCGUCGUCAUGUCGGCGCUGGGGAUCGGGAUCGGCGUCGGCGUGGGGCUCGGCCUCGCGUCCGCGCCCUGGGCCGGCGCCUCCGCGCGGGCCGGCCUCACCGUCGACCGCGUCGAGCAGGAGCUCAGGCGACUCCUCGUCGACGCCGCCGCGACCAAGGUCACCUUCGACGAGUUCCCCUACUACCUCAGUGAGCAAACACGUGUCGUGCUUACAAGCGCAGCGUAUGUUCACUUGAAGCAAGCAGACAUCUCCAAGUACACCAGGAAUCUCGCUCCGGCUAGCCGUGCAAUUCUGUUGUCAGGCCCUGCAGAGCUUUACCAGCAGAUGCUCGCCAAGGCGCUUGCCCACUAUUUCCAAGCAAAAUUGCUCUUGCUAGAUCCUACAGAUUUUCUUAUAAAGAUCCAUAGCAAAUAUGGCACUGGUGGCAGCACAGAGCAGCCUUUUAAAAGAUCAAUAUCUACAACGACCCUUGAGCGUGUGUCUGGAUUGCUUGGAUCUCUUUCAAUCCUUCCACAAAAGGAGCAACCGAAAGCAGGAACUAUACGCAGACAAAGCAGCAUGACAGACGUGAAAUUAAGGAGUUCCGAAAGUAUGAGCAACUUGCCAAAGCUCAGAAGAAAUGCAUCUACUUCAUCCGAUAUGAGUAGCCUGGCAUCGCAAGGUCCUUCAACUAAUACAGCUCCUCUCAGGCGUGCUAGCAGUUGGAAUUUCGAUGAGAAAAUUUUAGUACAAGCACUGUACAAGGUUCUGCAUUCAGUGUCUAAAAAGUAUCCCAUUGUACUCUACAUAAGAGAUGUCGAGAAGUUUCUUCACAAGUCCCCAAAAAUGUAUCUCCUGUUUGAAAAAUUACUAAACAAGCUUGAAGGGCCAGUGCUAGUCCUCGGAUCAAGGAUUGUCGAAAUGGACAGUGAUGAGGAGUUGGACGAAAGACUUUCAGUUUUGUUCCCAUAUAAUAUUGAAAUCAAGCCACCUGAAAACGAAAACCACCUUGUAAGUUGGAACUCGCAAUUGGAAGAAGACAUGAAGAUGAUUCAGUUUCAAGAUAACCGGAAUCAUAUUUUGGAAGUCCUUGCAGAAAAUGAUCUCGAGUGUGAUGACUUAGGCUCAAUAUGCCUAUCAGAUACAAUAGGCCUUAGUAAGUAUAUAGAGGAGAUUGUGGUAUCUGCAGUUUCAUAUCACUUGAUGAAUAAAAGAGAGCCGGAGUACCGAAAUGGAAAAUUAGUUAUAUCUGCAAAGAGCUUGUCUCAUGCAUUGGAAAUUUUUCAAGAGAACAAGAUGGGUAGUAAGGACAGCAUGAAGCUGGAAGUGACUGGUGACGCCUUGAAGGCUGCUGAAAAAGGAAUUGCUCCAACUGCUGCAAAACCAGAAACAAAACCUGCAACUUUGCUGCCACCGGUACGGCCUCCUGCCACCGCUUCUACUGCCCCUGGCACUGCUGCUGCUGCUGCCCCUGCUCCUGCAGUUGCGAGCAAAACAGAAACAGAGAAGAAGGAUAAUCCACCUCCAGCUGCAAAAGCACCGGAAGUUCCACCAGAUAAUGAGUUUGAAAAGCGUAUCAGACCGGAAGUGAUACCUGCUAAUGAAAUUGGAGUCUCAUUUGAUGAUAUCGGUGCCUUGGAUGAUAUCAAAGAAUCCCUUCAAGAACUUGUCAUGCUGCCUCUUCGACGUCCUGAUCUCUUCAAAGGUGGUCUUCUUAAGCCUUGCAGAGGUAUAUUACUUUUCGGUCCUCCAGGAACCGGGAAGACAAUGCUAGCCAAGGCUAUAGCAAAUGAAGCUCAAGCAAGUUUUAUAAAUGUCUCGAUGUCAACUAUCACGUCAAAGUGGUUUGGGGAAGACGAAAAGAAUGUCCGUGCAUUGUUCACGUUAGCUGCCAAAGUAUCGCCAACUAUCAUCUUUGUUGAUGAAGUUGAUAGCAUGCUUGGGCAGCGGAACAGAGCUGGGGAGCAUGAGGCAAUGAGGAAGAUCAAGAAUGAGUUCAUGACGCACUGGGAUGGACUCUUGUCAAGACCAGAUCAGAGAAUUCUUGUUCUUGCUGCAACCAACCGGCCUUUCGAUCUUGAUGAGGCUAUCAUUCGUAGGUUCGAGAGGAGAAUCAUGGUCGGCCUGCCGUCAAUGGAAAGUCGGGAGCUGAUUAUGAGGCGGCUUUUGUCAAAGGAGAAGGUUGAUCCAGGUCUGGACUUUAAGGAGCUAGCGACCAUGACAGAAGGAUAUAGUGGCAGUGAUCUUAAGAAUCUAUGUACCACGGCAGCAUAUCGCCCUGUGAGGGAGCUGAUCCAGAAGGAAAGGAAGGAGCAGUUGGAGAAGCUGAAGCGUGAGAAAGGAGGAGCUCCGGCGGAUCUUACAAAGAAGAAAGAAAAGGAGACAAUCAUUCUAAGGCCACUAAACAUGACAGACUUGAAGGAAGCAAAGAACCAGGUGGCUGCGAGUUUCGCUGCCGAGGGCUCCAUAAUGAGUGAGCUGAGGCAAUGGAACGAGUUGUACGGUGAAGGUGGCUCCAGAAAGAAGGAGCAAUUGACAUACUUCCUCUGAGCAAUCUGAAUGCCACACGCAGAAUGUAUGGACAUAAUUUGAAAGAGUAGAAUAGAGCACAAAACAGCCAUGAGGAAAUAGGCCCUUUUUCCCCCUUUGUGUUUGCCUGGUCACAGUAAUGCUUUUCGCUUAGGUUCUGGUCAGCCACAAAAUGACUUUGGUCUUUUUUGUGUGUGCGUGUGGACCUUUUUAGAGCUCAGGCAAGCCUAAGCUCAGUCGGGUCCAACAUUCACUUUUCUGUUUGUUUGAUGCAAGCCCUAAUGUCAGAUAUGUGAGGGCUUUUGCGAUCUUGUGCACCGAAUUUGGCAUUAAGGCCGGCACUAGCUCCGAAUUUGGCUUGGUGUGCACCGGUAA